Messenger RNA from Brassica napus (rape), 3978 nucleotides. Its product is annotated as protein transport protein Sec24-like At4g32640. The record is from RefSeq and is a predicted model, not a curated record. Bases 314 to 3589 code for a protein of 1091 amino acids. Gene Ontology annotation, biological process: endoplasmic reticulum to Golgi vesicle-mediated transport; COPII-coated vesicle cargo loading; intracellular protein transport. Lineage: Eukaryota; Viridiplantae; Streptophyta; Magnoliopsida; Brassicales; Brassicaceae. The transcript is spliced from 25 exons. Gene Ontology annotation, cellular component: COPII vesicle coat; endoplasmic reticulum exit site. Gene Ontology annotation, molecular function: zinc ion binding; SNARE binding.
UAACCCUCCGAUUUUGUUGAAGUUUCGCUAAAAGGUACUUUCGAAUUAUCUAUCACAGACUUCCUUUCUUCUUCUACGCAAAAAAGGAAUUCUUAAUUGUCGUUCCGAAUCCGUGAUACACACCGACGCCGUUUAACCAUCAUCGCCCUUGUCUCUCUCUUUCCCUCUCUGUGCUCAGAUCUGAGCUUCUGGGCUCAUUCUUACCGGAUCGGAUCAUUCAAAUCUGAAAACUUUCCGUCGUUUUCCUCAAAUCCGAUUUUGUGGCAAACACAGUGGAAAAGGUUUUGUAAGGAUUUGAUCUGGUAAUCGAAGCAUGGCUGCUCCUGUGCCUCCAGGGGACAUUAGACCCAACAACCAGCGAAACUCCGGGUCACCAAAUUACUUCCCUGGUUCUCAAGGCAACGCUAAUGCUUUAGCUGACAAUAUGCAUAACUUGAGCAUGAAUCGUCCACCUUCUAUGAUGCCACCUGGUUCAGGCCCUAGGCCACCUGCUCCUUUUGGUCAGUCACCGCAACCUUUCCCUCAGGGAGCUCCGCAGCGAGGGCCUUCUCCUAUGGCUAGGCCUGGACCUCCUCCUCCUGCUGGAAUGGGGAGGCCUAGUGGUCCUCCUCCUGGAGCACAGCCAAGUGGGUUUCCGUCUAAUGUGCCUUUGGGCAGACCCACUGGUCCACCUUCUAGUCAGCCACCGUUUGGCUCUAGACCGUCAAUGCCUGGAGGACCAGUGGCCCAGCCGGGGGCUUCUUCUAGUGGGUUUCCAGCUUUUGGUCCAUCAGGUCCUCCUCCAGGGGCACGCCCAAUGGGAUUUGGUUCACCUCCUCCACCUGUUGGAUCAUCUGGCAUGUCUAUGCCUCCCUCAGGCAUGCUUGGUGGUCCGGUCAGUAACGGGCCACCCCAGGUGGCUGGUUCAGGGGGAUUUCAGAGGGGUCCCCAAUUCCCUGGUGCUGCUGUUUCGACUCCACAGGCGGCACCCUAUGCACAGCCUCCUGGAUCACCUUUUACGCGGCCUCCUCCGCAGCCACUUGGUGCGCAUCCUCUUUCUGGAAAUUCACCAUUAGCUCCCUCUGCGGCUUCUUCAAUGCCCCCACCACCAGCAACCUUUCCUGGAGCUCCUUAUGGCAGGCCAGCGGUAUCAGGCUCGCCUUACGGUCCACCAUCAGGGCAGGUCGCUCCACCUCCUCUAGGCUUUCCUGGCCAAAUGCAACCACCAAGAUAUGGCAUGGGACCUUUGCCAAAUCAGUCGAUGACCACCAUACCCUCUGCCAUGGGUCAACCUGGUGCCCCUGUUCCUGGGCCCUCAAGGAUUGAUCCUAAUCAAAUCCCAAGGCCAGGUUCAAGCUCCAGCCCAGUUGUGUUUGAAACUCGCCGUAGUAAUCAGGCUAAUCCUCCCCCGCCUGCUACUAGUGACUAUAUAGUUAGAGACACCGGAAAUUGUAGUCCCCGUUACAUGAGGUGCACGAUCAAUCAGAUCCCAUGUACGGUUGAUCUUCUAUCUACAUCUGGAAUGCAACUGGCGUUGAUGGUCCAACCGCUGGCGCUUCCUCAUCCAUCUGAAGAGCCUAUACAAGUUGUGGACUUUGGUGAGGGUGGACCUGUUCGAUGUUCGCGCUGUAAGGGCUACAUAAAUCCUUUCAUGAGGUUCGUUGACCAAGGAAGGAAGUUCACCUGUAAUUUCUGUGGAUACACUGAUGAGACUCCCCGUGACUAUCACUGUAAUCUGGGUCCAGAUGGUAGACGUAGGGAUGCUGAUGAUAGACCUGAGCUAUGUAGGGGAACCGUCGAGUUUGUUGCAACAAAAGAAUACAUGGUGCGGGAUCCGAUGCCAGCAGUGUAUUUUUUCCUGAUUGAUGUCUCAAUGAAUGCGAUACAAACAGGUGCUACUGCUGCUGCUUGCAGUGCAAUCCAGCAAGUCCUUUCAGACCUGCCUGAAGGUCCUAGGACAUUUGUUGGAAUUGCUACAUUCGACUCAACAAUCCACUUUUAUAAUUUGAAACGUGCACUGCAGCAGCCACUGAUGCUCAUUGUCCCUGAUGUGCAAGAUGUUUAUACACCUUUAGAAACAGAUAUCAUUGUUCAGCUAUCUGAAUGCCGUGAACACCUAGAGCUUUUGCUGGAUAGUAUCCCAACGAUGUUUCAGGAGAGUAAGACUCCUGAAUCUGCUUUUGCUGCAGCAGUUAAGGCUGCUUUCUUGGCAAUGAAGAGCAAAGGAGGGAAGCUUAUGGUGUUUCAGUCAGUUUUGUGUUCUGUUGGUGUCGGUGCACUUUCUUCUAGAGAGGCAGAAGGGAGAGCUAAUAUGUCUGCCAAUGAAAAGGAGGCCCAUAAGUUAUUACAGCCAGCAGACAAAACUCUGAAGACCAUGGCUAUCGAAUUUGCUGAAUACCAGGUCUGUGUAGAUUUAUUUAUCACAAGUCAGGCUUACGUUGACAUGGCUUCAAUAUCCGUCAUUCCAACAACUACUGGAGGACAGGUGUAUUGUUAUUACCCUUUCUCAGCUCUCUCAGAUCCUCCCAAGCUUUACAACGAUCUUAAGUGGAAUAUAACUAGGCCGCAGGGUUUUGAGGCUGUCAUGCGAGUCAGAUGCAGCCAGGGUAUUCAAGUGCACGAAUAUUCAGGGAAUUUCUGCAAACGCAUUCCAACCGAUAUCGAUCUUCCAGCGAUUGACUGUGACAAAGCUAUAAUGGUGACAUUAAAGCAUGAUGACAAAUUACAAGAUGGAGCUGAAUGUUCUUUCCAGUGCGCCCUUCUGUAUACAACCAUAUAUGGAGAAAGAAGAAUCAGGGUUACCACGUUAUCACUCCCCUGUACGAACCUGCUCAGUAAUUUAUUUCGCGCAGCUGAUUUGGAUUCUCAAUUUGCUUGUAUGCUGAAACAAGCGGCUAAUGAAAUCCCUACAAAGGCACUUCCAUUGGUAAAGGAGCAAGCAAUCAAUAGUUGCACUAAUGCACUCUAUGCCUACCGUAAAUUCUGUGCCACAGUUACAUCAUCUGGACAACUUAUUCUUCCUGAGGCGCUCAAGCUCUUGCCAUUAUAUACUCUCGCAUUGACCAAAAGUGUGGGUUUAAGGACGGAUGGGAGAAUUGAUGAUCGAUCGUUCUGGAUCAACUAUGUAUCUUCUAUAUCUACUCCUUUGGCAGUCCCACUGGUUUAUCCCAGAAUGAUCUCUGUCCACGACCUUGAUGCAAAGGACGAUGAAGGAUCAGUCCUUCCUCCUUCAAUCCCAUUGUCAAGUGAACACAUUAGCAAUGAGGGAAUCUAUUUUCUUGAGAAUGGUGAAGAUGGUCUACUCUAUGUUGCUGAAUCAGUGGACUCUGGUAUACUGCAGAAACUUUUUGGUGUUCCUUCAGCUGCUGAAAUUCCAAGCCAGUAUGUGCUGCAGCAAUAUGAUAAUCAGCUAUCAAAGAAGUUCAAUGAUGUGGUGAAUGAAAUAAGGAGGCAAAGAUGUUCUUACCUAAGCUUCAAAUUGUGCAAGAAAGGAGAUCCAUCAGGAAUGCUGUUUCUGUCACAUAUGGUAGAGGACAGGACAGCAAGCGGCCCAUCAUAUGUGGAGUUUCUUGUUCAAGUCCAUCGCCAAAUCCAGCUCAAGAUGAACUGAUCAUCUGUUUUCUAGGACUCCUUACAAAAGUCUCUCUCAAUGUCCUCCGCUUACAGGAGGAAAGCGUAGAACGGUAAAAAAACAUUAAUCUGGCUACUUGAAAAGUAUUGAAAGUGAAGAGAGGGCAUAGACUACUACAUCAGAAGUUUCACUUCAAUUUGAAAGAGUGUUUAGAUAAUAGUCUCCACUUUUUUCGUAAGAAUUAUAUAAAAGAGUUUUUAUCCAAUCCAUUUUGGUUUUCACUUUGUGUGGGUGUUUUAUUUAAGCUCGAACUAAGAAUUUUUUUUCUUUCUGAUAAAGCUUGUUAUUGGAUGUUGUCGAAGGGACAAAAUAAAAUCUUAAUAUACAGUGCCGCGUAAAUUAUACGAAUAACCAUUCGUUUCUUUAAA